Messenger RNA from Drosophila grimshawi, 1583 nucleotides. RefSeq names its product vacuolar protein sorting-associated protein 16B (gene Vps16B). Gene Ontology annotation, biological process: intracellular protein transport; vacuolar transport. The transcript has 2 exons. Gene Ontology annotation, cellular component: cytoplasm. The coding region runs from base 25 to 1443 and encodes 472 amino acids. Lineage: Eukaryota; Metazoa; Arthropoda; Insecta; Diptera; Drosophilidae. The record is from RefSeq and is a predicted model, not a curated record.
ACUGUCAGCUGCUUCUUAAUAAUAAUGAUUCUAAUGGAGUCACAAUUUGAUAAUACAGACGAAAACUACUGGAACCGCUCCUCGAGAGCUGCCUUCAGCUUUGAUGACGAAGAUGACAUCGAUCUGGGAGAUGUUGGCGCCAGAAUUAGCUCAGGACCAGCGAACCAAAACGAUAAAUGGGACAAUAAUGCAAUAUUCAAUGACGACACCAUUUCGGAGGCCAGUUUCGAUAAUAGUGCCGCACUGGGAACCCUGAAUCAUCUCUCCAUCAAGGCCAUAUUGAGCGAUGAAGCACUCAAGUUGGUUUUGCAAGAACAAUCGCUGGACGAUCAUGUCAUGCCCAAGGGCGUUACACCCGAGGAAGAACUGAAGCUGAUGCGACGUCAAAUUCAGAGUACACUGUACAGCCCCAAUCUGGAGGCGACGGCUCAGAAACUGCAGCACGGCAAAGUAGCGCCGCUGGAAUUGUUCAAAUCACUGCUCGAGAAGCAACAAUUGCUGGACACGCUGCUGGCUAAUGGCGGCGAUGCAGUAAUUGGAGUGCUGUUGUUUCUCAAGCGCACGCUGAACACCAACCAGUUUCAUAGUAUACUACAGCAGCGACCCAAGGCGUUGGAGCACUAUCUCAGCUAUCUGAAUCAGAGUGGUGACAUAAGCCUCUACAUUGAGAUGCUGCAGCGUUUUGGGCGUCACCAGGAAGCGGCUCUCAGGCAGUUUCAGGCUGCCCUGGCAUGCACGGAUGUUGUCACGCGUAAACAGCAGCUGAAGCGUCUCGUGGAUGCUUAUGCCACCGCCGGCGUGGGCAUCAUUCCACUCUACGAGCAGGUCUUUCAUGCAGCACUCAAACUGCAGUUGGUCAAGGAAAAGGAAACCAUUACCAGUGGGCUAAGUCAACAGCUUAGCGACCAGCCGACGCCUAUUGAACUGCUCUAUGUGUGCUGUGCCCAGAAUAAGAACUGGAAGGAACAGGAUAUGCUCAAGCUCACCUCGCCCCAACGGUUUGCCGCCGAUCAGGAAAUCUCAUCGGCCCAAUACGAAUGGACUGCGCUCAAUGAGCGAGCCCAUGCCCAAGCCUAUGGCGACUUGGAGUGCAUCUUUGUGCGCGCACCCACAUGGCAUUCGCUCAAGUCGAAGAAGUUUCACAUCAGCUUCGAUUUGGCGCUGGCCGUGCAGCGUCUAUUUGAGCUGCAGGCACCAUCAACGGUGCUGCAAUUGUUUCUGUCCAAGAUGAACAACAGCACCGAAAAGUUGGCACUGGCGCAACGUGUCAAAUGCGUCAAGGCCGUCAUCGAUGCUAUGGUGAGCAUGAAACAGCAACAGGAACUGCAACAAUUAAAGGAGACGCUGCCGGACAGAUCCGAGGAACAGUUCUAUUGUGAAAAUGCGCUCAAAUCGCUGCAGAGCAAACGCUGGACAACGGACAAUAUCAAACUGAAGCUUUAGCUAGCGACGCCACAAGACUUCUGUAUAAAUGUAUUGUUUUUAUUAUUUUGUUACUAAUCAUAUGUAUACACAUAUCAUUAUUAUAAUAUUACUUUAUGUAUUAAAUAAUUGCAAAUCACAAGCUGAAUAUCAAUUGAAAA